UGCAUACGCCUCAUUUCCGGAUACAAAAUCCCUUACUUCCGACUUUAAAAUCACUUGACACUGAGCCUUCAGUCCGUAUUUAAACAAUAACAGGGCUAUGGCUCGAGAAUAUGACCAUUUAUUCAAGCUCCUUAUCAUUGGUGACAGUGGUGUAGGAAAAAGCAGUUUAUUAUUACGGUUUUCAGAUAAUACAUUUGCUGGAACCUAUAUAACAACAAUCGGUGUAGAUUUUAAAAUCAGAACAGUAGAUGUUGGUGGAGAGAAAGUUAAAUUACAGAUCUGGGAUACAGCAGGUCAAGAGAGAUUUCGUACAAUUACAUCUACAUAUUACAGAGGCACACAUGGGGUAAUUGUUGUGUAUGAUGUGACAAGUGGUGAAUCAUUUGCAAAUGUAAAACGAUGGCUACAUGAGAUUGAUCAGAAUUGUGAUGUAGUUAACAGAAUUUUAGUUGGUAACAAAGAUGACGACCCGGAUCGUAAGGUUGUUUUAACGCAAGAUGCACAAAGAUUUGCUGAACAGAUGGGAAUACAGUUAUAUGAAACAAGUGCUAAAGAAAAUAAAAAUGUUGAAGAAAUGUUUCUUGCAAUAACAAAAUUAGUAUUACAGUCCAAAAAAGAACAAAUGAAAAAGCAGGCAGAUCAACCAUCAGAUUCAAUUAAAAUUAAUGGAAGAUCGAAAGACAAACGGACAAAAAAAUGUUGUUGAUGUUUGUAGUCUAUUGUAUUUUAUUGUUGUAAUGUAUCUGCAAUCUGUAUAAAAGGGAAUUAAUCCUGUUAACAAAGGGGAACAACUCUAGAGUAAAGUUAGUCCUGUUUACAAAGGGGAACAACUCUAGAGUAAAAUUAGUCCUGUUUACAAAGGGGAACAACUCUAGAAUUGAAAAGUAAUGUGAAAACAUUCAAUGUAUAAAUUCAAGGGGAUUUAUGCUGUGCAUUGAAUACUAUUUGCAUUGACUUAUCAUUUAAUGAUUAUUUGCGAACAUUCUAUACAAUUGUACUCUGUGACUGCUACUCAAAAUAUUACUAUAUUGAUUAAUUUGUUUUAAGUAAAAGAUAUUUAUUUUAAGAUUACAAUGAAAGUUCACCUACAUGUAGUUCAAAAAUUAAAAUGUGUUAAGAAACAUUAAGUUAAGGAUGUUUGUGUCUGAAAUUCAAAGUGAUACCAUUUUCAUAAAUGAGAUGUUUUUAGUAGAUAAUGUAUGAUAUAUUCAAAUUAUAGAAAAUAGAAUUGGGUAUAAAUGCUUGUUUUUAAUCUACAAGAUUUUGAAAAAUGAGAAUUUAUGGUCGGGGUAAAAUGUCUCUGGAUUUUUCGUAUGAAAUGUAUAAAGAGAAUUCGAAGGAGUCAUUGUUAGGCUGGAUGAAAAAUAUAUUAAAAGUAACCAGAAUUUAAAAUAUUUUUACCAGGCAUGUAUUGGAGGUGCAAGAUCUGAAGAAAUAAUGUGGAGUAUGGGGGUCAUUAGGCAAACACUUAUGCAUAAGCUUAGGAAAAUCCAGAGAUGUUUCUAAAAUACAUUAAAGAAAAGAAGGCAAAUUCCUUUAAAUUAACUUUUUACUAACAUGCUGAAUUUAGAUUAGGCUUGCUUAUAUGCUGGUUCAUAUGAGUAAAUGGGAAUAUUUUAAAUGUUGAUAUUUUUUAACUGAAGGUAACUGCCCUUGACAUCAGGAAUGGAUUUCAUUCCUUUUUUUUUUUUUUUAAGUAUGAGAGUUGGCAUGAGAUAUGUGUUUCAUCAAUAAAUUAAGAAAAAAAUAUUAAAAAAAAUAUUUUUUGUCUUGAGAUUAUUUGAAUGAUCACUGAGUUGAAAUUAAGAGUUGAUAAGGAUAGUAAGUCUCCCCAAUGCAGAUCAACAUUUAAGGUAAAGAAAUGUGAUGUUGACAUGUGUAAAGAAAUUUCGCUUCAUACAGAUUCAUUUUUUUUUAUAGGCAUAUUGUAUAAACAUAAGCUAUAUUGAUUGAAGAUAUGUACCAUAUGUGUAUACUUUUAUUAGUGGAGGUCAAUUUUUCCUGAUUCGACAGAAGUCUUUGGCUCAAAGAUUGUUAAAUAAUUGUCCAUAGUUUUUUAUACGACGGCAAAAAAAUUUUGUGGUUGUAUAUUGGUAUGACAUUGGCGUCAUCGUUGUUGUCCGAAGACACAUUGGUUUUCGCACUCUAACUUUAGUUUAAGUGAAUGGAUCUCUAUGAAAUUUUACCAUAAGGUUCAAUACCACAAAAGGAAGGUUGGGAUUGAUUUUGGGGGUUAUGGUACUAACAGUUAAGGAAUUAGGGGCCAAAAAUAAGCAUUUUUGUAACUUCCAGACAUAACUUGUGUGUUAGUGUAUGGAUCUCUCUGACAUUGUACCACAAGGUUCCAUAUCACAAAGGGAACGCUGGGAUUGAUUUUGGGGGUAAUUGCCUCCAAAUUUUAGGAAUUAGGGGCAAAAAAAGGGGCAAAAAACAAGCAUUUUUCUAGUUUCAGGACAAUAACUUGUGUGUAAGUGUAUGGAUCUUUAUGAAAUUGUACUACAAUGUUCCAUAUCACAAAGGGAAAGCUGGGUUUGAGUUUGGGGGUAAUUGCCCUAAAUGUUUAGGAAUUUUGGGCCAAAAAGGGGCCAAAAAACAAGCAUUUUUCUAGUUUCCAGACAAUAACUUGUGUUCAUGUGUACGGAUCUCUCUGAAAUUGUACUGCAAGGUACCAUACCACAAAGGGAAGGCUGGGAUUGAGUUUGGGGGUGAUGAAUCAUAAGGGUUUUUUUUUUCUGUAUAAUUUUCCAUUUUAAAUUGGUUAUUUCUGAUUUAUAUAUAAAAGCAAAUAAUAAUGAUAUGGUUUGAAUAGGUAAAUUAAAAAAAUUUAAGUUCUUAGACCACAUUCAUUCUGUGUCAGAAACCUAUGCUGUGUCAAAUAUUUAAUCACAAUCCAAAUUCAGUGCUGAAUGUUGUGUCCAUACUUGCCCCAACUGUUCAGGGUUCGACCUCGGCGGUCGUAUCAAGCUGCGCCCAGCAGAGCAUUUUAUUGAUUCAGAGUUACUGAAAAGAAGUAUUAUAUCUGUCAGUCAAACGAUACUUUUUCAUAAGAAUCAAAGCACUUUUGAAAAGGUGGAUUUUCUUACCAGGCAAGCAAUGGUAUUUGAUGUUAGACAAAAAAUGAAAAGUUUCUUCGAUACUGAAUUUUGUUGUGUCAUCUUCUUCUUUCAUUAAGAUAAUAAAAAAUAUUCAUCUUAAAGUCAUGGUUCCCAUGACCCAUGAAAUCUACAUAAAAUUAAUAUCCCAUAUAUUAACAUGAUGAUUCCCAGUGGGGGGGUGUUUCAUUGGGUUGGAAUCCCCCUUUUUUGACUAUCAAUGCAUUUGAAUGGGGACAUAUGGUUGAGAACACCCCCCCCCCCCCCCUUUAUUCUGGGUUGGAAUUCCCCCUAUUAGAAAUGGCUGGAUCCGCCCCUGUGAUUUUAAGUCUUUUAUUGUCCUCAGAUAUUUUACAAAUAUUUUUUGUCUUUAAUUCGAACUGCUGUAUAAUAUUUAAAAUUGCCUGCUUUUGGUAUUCCCUGGGUUUCUCUCUUUUUUCUCUUUGAUUUUCAAUUUAAAAUGGCUCUGUUUACUUCCUCUUAGACAGAAAGUAUUCAUUAUGACAUAGCACUGCUUUUAGGCUAUUUGUUCAAAGAUCAGUUAAAAAAAACUCUUAUUCCUUGGAUAUCAAAUUUUGCAGUUUGUUUUUUCAUUAAUUAAAAUAUAUUUCUUGCUGAUACCUGCAAUUUGACCUUAUAGAGUUGCUGAAAAUUAGUGUUCAACAAAAAUCAAAAAAUAAACUGUAACAAAGAGUUACAAUAAAAGAAAGGUUGUAAAAUUAUCAGGGCUGACAAAAAAAUUUGUGGACAAAUUUUUGCAUCCUACUUUGACAAAAUACAUGGCAGUAGGAUGAAACUUUUCCAAUAAAAUUCAUUGUGUUUUGUAGAAAAAAAAAUAGAGAUUUUUAUAUGUUCUACAAUUUUCAAUUUUUUGGCAAAUAAGAUGUUUAGUAAUAUAUUUGUUUAUUUGAUGUGGCAAAUAUGUGAUAAUUUCCUCUGAAGUGAAAUAUUUGAAUUUAAAUAAAAAUGUCAUUUGUGCAUAAAAACUUGAUAUCUCAAGUCACAUUGAGUAAAAAUAUUAUAAUUGCAAAUUCAAUUUCAAAAAAUAAAAGUCUUAAAGUGUGUUUACGUGGGAAGAAUUUCCAUCAGAUUUAAUACCAUUGCCUAGGUAAAUCGUACAGCAUUCUGUUCACAUGAUAAAAUUGUAUCAUGUAAAUCCAUCUUUAAGGUUUAUGAAACUUGUCCACAAACUUGCAUCAGUCCUUGUACUAAUUCUUUGGGAACAAAUUUUUCAGUUAUGAAAUUUAUACAUUUCAUUUUCAUAUACCGACACCAUUUUCUUUACAAAUCAUACCAUACAUGCUGCAUCAAAGCUGACUUCAUCAACCAUUUUGUUUCCACAUGCCCUUUAUUCUAAUUGGAUACAUUCAUUUAUAGACACAGAUAGAUAUUUUUGUUUAGUUUAUGAGAAAGUCCCAUUUUAUGAUCUUUAAUAACUUCAUAAUGUCAUCCAAAGAAAAUUUUGAAAAGUGCUUGUAAUGGCAUAAUACUUUUUAUUAAAAAUAAAUAGUUCCUGGUGUUGGCUUAUUUUGAAUACCGGUACUUUUACUACGAAAUAUCUUUUAGUCUUAGUCUUUUAGUGCUAUUUCAGUAUUGAUGUAGUUCACCUUUAAAUACUCAAAAUAUCGCUAGCAUUUGUUCGUGUGAUUACUAGGCAUAUAAAUUAAACAUAUUUAUGAUUACAUUCCAAAAUAUCUAAUGAUUUCCGGAUAAAAAAAAGUAUUUAUUUAGAUGGGAAUAAAAGGAUAUACUGGGUACAUGACAACAUCCAAACAACACCAAAAACCCAAAAAGAAAUAAAUACACGUUAUCGCUACCGGUAUUUGUCUGCCAUUACUGGACAUCUGAAAGGUUCCCGUAAAAUUUUGACAUCAUAAUAGAAAAUAUCUGACGCCACAAUGGAAAAGUGAUUGUUGUAUGACGUCAAGAGUUCAAGCGGCACAGAUUUCUAAAUAGCGAUAAGAUCUAUUGGUAACCAUAAACAUACAGUCUUCUAUAAUAGGCAUGUUGUGUGUCUAUACAAUACAUUAUGUUCUAAAUCAACCUGAGCCUACUGAAGUAUGGGAAAGGAGGGAGUCUCAUCCUGAAUUCCUGAGAAAAUAAAUGUCAACUCUUGAAUUCCUGUGAAAAUAAUGUGUUCGUUGCAAAUUCAAAGGGUCAAUCCCAUAUUCCCUAAAAAGGUCCUUCCGCCCAUUCAAAGUAGUAAGUAGAUAUAACAGAUACUAAGUAAACACAGAUCUGUCAUCUAUAACAACUUCCCUUAAAUGACAAAAAAACAUGUUAUGACAACCAAUAUCCAGGUUCCUGACUUGAGACAGGGACAUUAACAUUUAUUAAGACACUUUAUGAUUUACCAAAAUCUAACAAAUGACUGUGCAAGAAUAGACAGACAUUAUUGAUUAUAUGAAUGCCACAACAGACAAUUUGUAAUUGUAUGAUUAUCAGUACUAUUUAUAUAAGGGCCCAUCACCUUAGAAGAAUAUAAAAUGCUGUGAUUUAUUAAUACUUUUUCUUCUUUGUGCCUUUUGUAAUAAUUUUUUGCCAAUGUUUAAUGUUGAUUAAGAAAAUAAAUAUUUGCAAUAGCUUGGGAAAGGAUAAUGUUGACUGUGUUGAAGAUGGAUUGAAAUUAGAGGGUUUUUUUAUUUUUGUUCGAAAUUAUUUUUUUACUUAUAUUAUUUUAUUUUUAUGCAAAUUUGUUUAAUGGUUUUGGUGAACAAUCGAAGUUAUUGUAUUCAGAAUUACAUUUGUACAAGUGAUUGUUAAAGGAGAAAAGUUUUUUUUUUUAUGUAGAAGCAAAAAUUAUAGAGAUUCUUUGGAAAUCCUGCUCUAUCUACUACACAAUUUCAUUUCAAGGGUAUUUAUAUUAAAAUAAAAUUAACAAAAAUUACAGUAUACUAUCAUGUCUUUUCCAAGAAUAAACUGAAAUCAUUUAUCAGAAAAGAAAAAAAAAGAGAGAAAAAUUAUCCAUACAUGGUAGUCCAGUUUAUGGAGUAGCUCUUUCAAUAUAACAAUUACAUUAAAAUAACAUUUUAACUUUGAUCACAUAAUAUGUUAUUUAUUUUGUCUGUUCUUUUGUCUUUUUAUAUUAUAUUGCCAUAAAUAAUUGUAAUAAUUGCUCAUUAUUUUGUAUUUGAAGGAAUUUUGUUUAAUAGUAAAUUUUAUGUCACAUGUAUAAUAUAAUCAUGCAUAUUCUCCAUGGACAUUUUUGUUGUAGCGUUUGAGCAUGCCCAGUAAAAAUUCUCUUCUACAUGGACUUUACCAGUAAACUGAAAAUAGAAAAGGAAGAAAUAUUCGAUUAUUUUAUUGGAAAAUAUUGAUUUAUACCAUGUAGAAUAUCUUACUUGGCUUGCUUUCAAAUUUGCUACUAAAUGAAUCAAUGUUUAUUUUAUCUAUUUGACCUGAAGGGUCAUGCAUCUACCAAUCAUUUUAAACUUAGAAUCUGUUACUCUGUUUUCAUAAACUUAAUCAAGAUUUUACUAUUUGUUGAAAUCCAGAAUUAUGUGUAACUGUACAAAUCAAUCAUGAAAAUCUCCCUAAUAUUCUUAUUGAAAAAACCUAACUAAAAACCAAUUGUGCAAUCUUAAACCCCAAAAAGUAAAUAAAAAACAUUGACUUAAUUUUAAACAAGGGAAAGACUGAAAUAGAGUGUUAAAAAUUGUUCUUUGAAAAUUAAACUAGCUGAUAUUCACUUCACACGAUAUAUAUAAGAGUCUAGCCAACAUAUACGUUGGAUUCGUUAAUAUUUGUGGGAUACCAACUUACAUAGAUUUCGUGGGUAUAGGUUACUUUCCUAUAGGCUUGUAUGCAUGAUUUUGGCAAAACCAUAAAAUCAAAUGUAUAUGAAAAAGCAAUUUUUCCUCAAACCUCGAAAAUGGAAUUCAUGAAAAUAAAUGAAUCCACAGUAUGGUAUUCUGAGAAAACAUUCUGCGACUCUUUUCACAAAAAAUCUUACGAUCAAUUUUGAUCGUAAGUUAUACUGAAAUGUGUAUGACUUUUGAAGUUUUUUUGUGAAAAGAGCCGCUGAUUAUUUUUAUAUUUGUUCAUGUGAAAUGGUUUCUGUUUAUGAAUAAUGCAAUUCGAAAUGUCUUCCCAGACUACCAUGUUGGUAAAAAUAGAGAAAUA
Molecule: messenger RNA, 7214 nt
Organism: Mytilus californianus (California mussel)
Lineage: Eukaryota; Metazoa; Mollusca; Bivalvia; Mytilida; Mytilidae
Product: ras-related protein Rab-35-like
Exons: 6
Coding region: 98-706 (202 amino acids)
Biological process (GO): endocytic recycling
Cellular component (GO): plasma membrane; endosome membrane
Molecular function (GO): GTPase activity; GTP binding
Source: RefSeq, a predicted model, not a curated record